This is a messenger RNA of Paramuricea clavata, 6422 nucleotides long. NCBI's taxonomy places the organism in Eukaryota, Metazoa, Cnidaria, Anthozoa, Malacalcyonacea, Plexauridae. The record is from the annotation of a GenBank genome assembly.
AUUGCCGUGUUUGGAAAUCAUAAGCAAGCGAUUAGUGAUUUGUAUUGAAUCGUAAACGAAAAACAAAAUGUUUCUGGAAGUUUUUUCGACGUGAGAGGCUUCGACUGGCUUCACCAUGGCUCGUAGAGGCGAAUUAGGCUGAGCAGAAAGCGCCUAAAAGUCCCGAGCGAGCGAAUUCCAGAAUGAAGGUAUCUGUGGCGUGCGCUUGAUGGCGAGUGUUGCUAGGUACACAUUUGUGCCAUCUAUGAUCCACGAUCAGGACGAUGUGUUUUUACAAGUUUUGGACGAGGAUUCCGUUCUCACUGGGCUCCAAAAUGAGACGAGUCCGACAAAAAGAACUUCAAUUUUAGAGAGUCUGCGUAUGUCCGUACGGCGUAGCGGCGGGCAACUUCACAUUCAAGAAAGGUUUAGUUUGUUCAACGCUAUUCAUAACGUUUUACUAGACAACGACGUUAACACACGUUUAGCGUGUUUAAAUCUUGUCUGCGAGGUCAUACCGGACUUCGGGAGUACUUUAGACGAGUGUAUGGCAUUAAUUUUGCCCCAGCUGGUAGUUUUUAUUGGCCAUAAUCAAGUCUCUUUGAAGAAACUAGCCGUACAGACAUUGCAUGUCUACAUGAAGCAUUCAGAGCAUUUGGAGAACGUUCUUAAUGCUAUAAUCCAACUUGGACUCGAGAGCGAGAAUAUGGACACUCAAAUGGAGAGCCUGAUUGCUUUACCAAUACUAAUCACACCGAAUUUUGCUGACGAAGACCUAUUUUCAUUGACCGAGGCAUUGGUUAGACGGAUUGCGGGCAAUUCUGUAACCCAUGCCAGUUCUGGCGCAGACACCACGUCCUUGGCAAUGAUUUCAUUGGAGCGUAUACAAAAGGUUGUCGGCAAGAGAAAUUUUGAGAAGUAUGUCCAAAAACUUCAACCGCGGUUACAGACGGUUUUAAAUAAAGCUAUGAAAGCGGUUGGGAACGAUGGAGACAAGAGUAAGUCUAGAAAGAGUAAGAGUGCUGGGGUCCCAACCGAAGAUGGCACUGCCGACCUUAAGAUGGACCAAGCCAAACUAGACAGGGGUCUUACUAUCGCAGACAUAAGCAGUGAACAUAUUAGAAGUUACAAUUCGGAAACACAGUAUAUACCAGCUGCGAUUAUGGCAAAACUAAAAGACGCAGAUUGGCGGCUUAAAGAAAUAGGAAUUGACGAGUUGCGGGCUUGGCUUGGUAACGAUAAGAAUUUGAUGCGGAUGUUGCCUCGUUUAGAACAUUUUCUCGGCGUUUUGAAGGAGUUGUUGAACGACUCUAAUUUCAAAGUAAAUCUGAGUUGUCUUCAGUUAUUCGGGGCAAUUAUAGACAAGCUAGGGACGGAAAUUGAACCUGUUCUUGAGCUGUUGGUUAACGUCCUAGGCAGUAAACUUGGCGAUAAUAAGAACGUUAUGAAACAGACAAAUAUGCAAGUUUUUAAGAAACUAAUGCAGAACAUAUCGCCGAAAAAAGUUCUCGGUAUCCUAAAAGUUAACAUUAAACAUAGAAACUCAAGAGUACGAGAGGAAACACUAAAUGUGAUAAUUGCGUCGCUCUUGACGUUUCCAAGCAACAAGUUUGACCUUCCUCAGCUAACGAGCGAUGUUGCACCUGCAUUGAUCGACCCAAAGAGUCGUGUCAGGCAUGCAGCGUUAGAAGCGUUCGCAGUCAUAUCUCAAGUAAUGGGUCCGAGUAAUCUGCAACCGUUGGUUUCAACUGUGGACAAUAUUGAACUACACAUGGGAGGCGACGGCGUAAUGGCCGCAGUCCAGGCAAGAUUUGCUCGCCGACAACUGCCAAAGCUCAACUCGGAUGGACUGGUUGAGUAUGCGGUGCCUUUGUUUUCGUCAGGGUCUGCGAAAGUGAAUGCAAAUCUAUCUCCUCGCGGAGCAGAUGUCGAGUGGAUCUUGGCAGGUGGAGUUUCGUCAGAUUGUCCGUCGUCCGCAAGGUCUACGCCAGGUGUAAACGACUCUGCUUUGUCAAGCCCACGUCGACACUUGAGCGCGGGGAAGAACAGACUACCUUGGGAAAAUGGCAAGUCAACAAUGGACACAAAUGAGGUAUGUACAUUUGGGAUUUAUUCAUUAAUUCAUUAAACUUCAGCAUUUCUAGUUGGGAACUUAGUAGCAUGGAUAACUUUCUGAUGAAGGGCUUUUGCUGAAAAUGUUGAAGUUUUUAUUACUUGUAUAUUUCACAUAUUUGAAUCCCUCUUAACCCAUUGAGUGGCAGCACUCUCCCCCUGAUGAGUAAAAUCUUCUGGCGUUAGACAGAGUAAAAUAAUAAAGUAGGGUGCAUCGGGGCGCAUUGCUACUUAAUGGGUUAACUGGCCUAUCUGCUCAUGCGUCUAGUUAACCCAUUAAGUCGCGUUGCUAUCUGAUGUGCCCCACUUUAUUAUUUUAUUCUGUCUAUCACCAGAUUAUUUUAGUUUUUUACUCUGUCUAAUGCCAGAUGAUUUUACUCAUCAAGGGGAGAGUGCUGUUAAUGGGUUAACUGACCUAUCUGCUCAUGUGUUUAGUUAACACAUUGAGUUGCAUUGCACCUAGAUGCACCCCACUUUAUUAUUUUACUCUGUCUAACACCAGAUUAUUUUACUCUGUCUAAUGUCAGAUAGCAUGAUGCGGUUUCUACAAAAAAACAAAAACCUACCUGAAAAAACCGAGUGAACCGGGUUUUUUAAAAAUACGUUCGAAAAUCGAAACUAUGGUAAAAAAGACACAACAGUAGCGACCGGUACUCAGUACUCACACAAGAUAAACGUAAGGUAUUUUGAAGACAUUAUAAAAAAUUUUUCAAACAAAAUUUCUUUAGUUUUUCAUGUGUAAAUGCCAAAACUUGAUUAAUUUGGAACAAACUCGUAUAAGCAUAAGUAACAUCUAGUAUUUCGGUUUUCAAAAAACAUCUGGGUUUUUUUCGAUUUACCGAAAAACCGCCUCACCCUAAUGUCAGAUUAUUUUACUUUGUCUAAUGCCAGAUGAUUUCACUCUUCAAAGGGGAGAGCGCUGGCGCUUAAUGGGUUAAUUAAAAAAGCUUUAGAAGGCUUAAGCAUUUGAUGUUUUUUGUCAACAUUGACAUAAUGUUCAGCUUGAUUUUGAAUAUGUGAUAUCUGUGAACUUGACAAAAAAAUUGUGCACUUAAGUUCUUAAGUAUUAAGCCCUGAUGCACCCUACUUUAUUAUUUUACUUUAUCUAACUCCGGAUGAUUUUAGGACUAUUCCUUGUUUGAUAACAUGUUUUGUGUGUUCAUAAUGAGUCAAACUUGUGUAUAUUUUUGAAUUUAUUUUCAAGCCAUAAUAAAGUAUUUGAAUAAUGACAUUCAUCCCACCUGCUGAGUUUGGAUUGCUCAUAAAAUUUAAUGACUGGCUGUCUGAAAUUCAAGCUAUUGUUUUAUUUGUUCGGCUCAAAAUUUAAGAAACUUAAUGGGAUUAUUGUGUUUCCUAGCUUGUACAAAUUUAAUAAGUUUAUGUACUUUCAUAUUUUUACUUUCAUCUUCUUGGAUGAGUAAAAUUGUCUGGCAUUAGGCAGAGUAAAUAAUAAUUUUAAAAGUAGGGUGGUAGGGUUGAACAAUAUUUUAAGAAUUUGCUGAAUUGAUAUUGUGAUUAUCGUCUAGGAUAUUAUCAUGAUAUUUGUUAAUCUUGCGAUGACAAUCCGAAAAUUUGUCAACAUGUAAAUUUUGCAGCUUUGCCACUAUUGCAUUCACAGCUAAAAUUUAUACAAUGAUGAAAAACAAGGUUUAUCAUUUGCUUGUUUUAGUUAGAUAUUUACUUCAAUUUGUUUGUUAUAAUUUAAGAUAUAAACUGAUAUAUCUUGUUAGUUACUAUUAUUUUUUUACUGUAUAGUAUCUAGAAUUGAAAAUUGGUCAUUUUUUCAUUACAUUUAUUGCAAUAUUAUUGAAUUAUUGUGAUAAUUCUGUGGACAAUAAUCAUGAUAUGAUUUUUUUAAAUAUUGCCUAAACCUAACUGCAAAUUUGGAUAGUCACAACAGCCUGAAUUUGUAGAAUACUGGCAAUGUUGGACAACAUUUUUAGUGAUGUUUGUGAUAUCAUGUUACUCUGAGUGUGUAUCCACACCGGACUGGUUGAAAAGUUUGCCUAACUACGGUAGGAAUCAAACCCACAACUUUUGGGAUACUUGUCCAAUCGGUUUGAGUGUGUAGUAUUUUGGAACUAACGCCUGUAUUCUAAAAGCUCACUCACACUCAAUGAGUGAAGGUUCAAUCUGAGCUUCUCUUCAGUGUCAAUGCUGUUUUUGAAUAGCUGGACGGUUAGUAGUCAUAUACAAAGGUACGAUACCAACUCUUCAGCUAUUCAAAAACAGCAAUGACACUCGAGAGAAUUAAGCUCAGAUUGAACUUCCACUCAUUGAGUGUGAGUGAGCUUUUAGAAUACAGGCGUAAGUCUAGUACCUUCGAUAGCAAUGCGUUCAAAUGAUCAUGAUAUUUUUUGUGUGUGUUUUGAUGUGUGAGUUCGAUUCCCACCGUGAUCAGGCAAACUUUUCAGCUUGCCCGGUGUGGAUAUACACUCAGAGUAUGUCAGAAACGUUAUAUUCACCUGAUUACAUAACACCAAAACACACACAAAAAUAUCAUAUCAUAAGAACACAUUGGUGUCGAAGGUACUAGACUUAGUUCCAAAAUACCACACACUCGAACAGACUUGGCCUCGUAACUCAGUUGGCAGAGCAUUGGACUAGUAUCCCAAAAGUUGUGGGUUCGAUUCCCACCAUGGUCAGGCUAACGUUUCAGCUUGCCUGGUGUGGAUGCACACUAAGAGUAACACCAGAAACAUUAUAUUCACCUGAGUACGUAACAUCAAAACACUCACAAAAAAAUACCACAUUCAAGAUUUACAAUUUUUUGUCUUUUUCACAGCACCAUUCUCAGAAAAUGAAAAACUCCUGGGCUUUUGAGGACCACCCACCUACUAAAAAAGACCCACCUUCCCAUUCAUCCUACGCAGUAAAAUACAACGCCAGGAAAGCCUCAACAAACGGCAACACGUCAGAGUCGUCCAAUCCUGUCACAUCCUACGCCCAGCUUCAUAAAAGCAAGUCGGCCAAAAGCCAGUCCCACUCAACGAAACCUGUGAAAGGUGGUGGUCUUGGCCCUAUUGUCAAUGGAGCGAAUGGCUAUUCCUUGAUAUACAAGAAAGGGAGUAUUAGCAAUCGAGCUACCCAAGGCAUCGAUUCUAAUAAUAAUCUCAAAACGCCUCUCGUGCGGAAUAAUUCUGUCGGAGCUAAGUCACUCAGUCCGUUUGAUUCCCAUAUGCCAAAGUCACCAGUGGCAAGGCGGAAGGCAAACAAUAUGGUUGGUUUGAAGAACAAUGCUAGCCUGUCAGCGUCGCUUCCUGAUUGGUCGGAAUUAUCCAAUAGACAGAGGAAACUCUUGUCUCCUGUUUCAUCAGGUAUGUAAUGUUGAAAUUGGUAGAAAGGAUUUUGGAAAUAUUGGAAAACAGCUGCAGAAUUAGUGCUGUAGGUAAAACCUGGUUUUCAUAGGGUUGUAAAGAUUGAGUCACGAUCUUUCUCAUCAGCCGAAAUACAACAUUUUAGAACUGAAAAUAUGCAGAGUGAUUAUAACUAGAGAAUAUUUAUGAUUUAUACGUGGUUUACAGGUAUAAACUAUUAUAAACUGGCCGUUGAGAAAGAUUGUGACUCUAUUUUUACAACCAGAUGAAAACCAGGUUUUAAAAUGUUUAACAUCGCUCGUGGCAUGCUUCAUAAUUCAUUAAGAGGCACGUUUUUUUCAAUGUCGUGUAUUUGUGACGAAAAGUGUUCAAAACCUAAAAUGUUUUUGGCGUUCCUCUCAAAAUUACUUUGUUUUAGAUUUAUUUUGUAGUUUACACAGUUAGCAAUAUAUUUAUACAUAUAUUUAUACAGCAAUAUGAACAAAAGUUAUUGAACUUCAGACCUCGUUUUCUCUUUGGUGUAUCAUCUAAAAUCUCUUCAUUUUAGCAUUAUUUUACAGAUAAAGCACUAAACAUACUUUUUAAGUUUGUUUGCCGCUUGAGAAACGUAUAAAAAAUUUUAAAAUUGAAUAUAGUCAUAAACAUGUGGGAAAGUAUAUUCAUCAGUUCCCAGCUCGUGUUACGUGACAUACAAAAGAUUCUCCUCUUAAAAUGUGAGACCGACCUUUUUAAUUUUUGCAGGCCUAUUUUAAAAUGUUGACCUUUUAACACCAUUUAACAUAUAAGAUACAUUUUGCAUGCACAUUUUGAAAUUUGCUUUGCUCUUUAUGAGCUCUGGCGCUAAGGCUUGCCUUCCUUUCAAAAGGAGUUAAAAUUAAAAUAGACUUUGCUCUUCAGAGUCCAAGCCGUUUUAUCUUAGUUUAUGUUUUGCGCUCUUUAAUAGUAUUAAAAAAAGAUUGUUGGCUUUAUUUUUAGGUUUGAAUCGCGACGAGGAUCACUCCAAUUUGUCAAAUG